Rotaria socialis is the source of this 495-nucleotide messenger RNA. NCBI's taxonomy places the organism in Eukaryota, Metazoa, Rotifera, Eurotatoria, Philodinida, Philodinidae. The record is from the annotation of a GenBank genome assembly.
AUGUUUAUUCCAUCAUUAUUAUUGACAACAAAAAUACAUAUGAGUUGUUUCUAUGUUUUAAUGAUUAUUUUCCUUAAAUUAUCCUGCGCAUAUAUUAUUGAUUCAAAUGAACUAGCAAAUAAUCAAAUCGAUCAACCAAUUGGAUUACAUAUACCUUCAUAUUAUGAUCGUUUUGUUCGUACAACAAAAUUUCCACGCAUUGGUCGUUCAACACUAACUGGUGACGAAAUGGCUUCUCUCUUUGAUCUUAAUGCGAGUACUAGUAGUGAAGAACGCUAUGAUGAUCAUAGAAACCACGAUAGCCAAUUGAGAUUGAUCGAACAACGCAGUGUCUUUUUUCCACGUAUUGGUAAACGUGCAUUUCAUAGUUUACUUUGGUCAAACAGCCUAUCAAAUCCACAUCGUAUGUUAGAUUCCGAAGGCCGAUAUUAUACCAAUGGUUAUGAUUAUCAUGUACAUCAGCCACCACCAACAACACUAGCAGUAUUACGUUAG